GACGGCCGGUGGCAACCGAGAGGGAGGAGGAAGCAGCGGUGGCUGCUGCUGCGGCGGCUGCGGCAGGGGCCGGGGUGGGCGCCGCGGUCCGGGCCGGGGAGUGAGGCGCGGGCGGCCGGGCCGGUGGGCUGGGCGGCGGGCCCGGCGGCCGCCCCCGCGCCGCGCCUGGCGGCCCGAUGUGGCUGCAGCAGCGGCUUAAGGGGCUGCCGGGACUGCUGUCGAGCAGCUGGGCCCGCCGCCUACUCUGCCUGCUCGGGCUCCUGCUGCUGCUUCUGUGGUUCGCCGGCUCCGGGGCGCGGCGGGCCGCGGGUGGCCUGCACCUGCUGCCCUGGUCCCGCGGCGAGCCGGGCGCCGCCGAGUCCUCCGCCUGCCUGGAGGCGGCCACCCGCGCCUGGCGCGGCCUGCGGGAGCGCGGCGAGGCUGUCCCACUGGGCCCUGGAGUGCCGGCCCUGGUGGCCAACGGCUUCCUGGCACUGGACGUGGCCGCCAACCGGCUGUGGGUGACUCCUGGAGAGCGAGAGCCCGCCGUGGCGCCGGACUUCGUGCCCUUCGUGCAGCUGCGACCGCUGAGUGCGCUCUCCGAAGCCGGAGAGUCAGUACUGUUGCUGCGUGAAGGGCUGCUGCGCCGAGUGCGUUGCCUGCAGCUUGGGACCUCAGGCCCCGUCCCUGCGGCCGCCGUCCCCGGACCCGCCUCGGCCUCCGGCCUCGUCACAGGAUCCGGCCGCGACUGCGUGCUGCUGCAAGAGGACUUUCUGGCGCACCGGGGCCGACCCCACGUCUAUCUGCAGCGUAUCCAGCUCAACAAUCCCACGGAGAGGGUGGCCGCGCUGCAGACUGUGGGGCCCACUGCCGGCCCGGUCCCCAGAGCCUUCACCAGUACCCUGGAGAAGGUGGGAGAUCAUCAGUUCCUCCUCUACUCGGGCCGGUCCCCGCCUUUUCCCACGGGGCUGGUGCACCUGGUGGUGGUGGCGGCCAAGAAGCUAGUGAACCGGCUCCAGGUGGCUCCCAAGACACAACUGGACGAGACAGUGUUGUGGGUGGUGCAUGUUUCAGGCCCUAUUAACCCCCAGGUGCUCAAAAACAAAGCAGCCAAGGAGCUCAAGGUGGUCCAGGAUUUGGCACGGAAGGAAAUGCUGGAGCUCUUGGAGAUGCCAGCGGCUGAGCUGCUUCAGGACCACCAGCGCCUCUGGGCUCAGCUCUUCAGCCCAGGUGUGGAGAUGAAGAAGAUCACGGACGCCCACACCCCGUCUGGCCUGACCGUGAACCUGACGCUGUACUACAUGCUCUCCUGCUCACCAGCCCCGCUGCUCAACCCCAGCCUGAGCCACAGGGAGCGCGACCAGAUGGAGUCGACGCUCAACUACGAAGAUCACUGCUUCAGCGGCCACGCCACCAUGCACGCCGAGAACCUGUGGCCGGGCCGGCUGUCGUCCGUCCAGCAGAUCCUGCAGCUCUCUGACCUGUGGAAGCUGACCCUGCAGAAGCGCGGCUGCAAGGGGCUGGUGAAGGUGGGCGCCCCAGGCAUCCUGCAGGGCAUGGUGCUGAGCUUCGGGGGGCUGCAGUUCACUGAGAACCACCUCCAGUUCCAGGCCGACCCCGACGUGCUGCACAACAGCUACGCCCUGCACGGCAUCCGCUACAAGAACGACCACAUCGACCUAGCCGUGCUCGCGGACCCCGAGGGCAAGCCGUACCUGCACGUGUCCGUGGAGGCCCGCGGCCAGCCCGUCAGGAUCUACGCCUGUGAGGCCGGCUGCCUGGAGGAGCCCGUGGAGCUGACCUCGGCGCCCCAGGGCCACACCUUCCCGGUCAUGGUGACGCAGCCCAUCACGCCGCUGCUCUAUGUCUCCACCGACCUCAGGCACCUGCAGGACCUGCGCCACACGCUGCACCUCAAGGCCAUCUUGGCCCACGACGAGCACAUGGCCCAGCAGGACCCCGGGCUGCCCUUCCUCUUCUGGUUCAGCGUGGCCUCCCUCAUCACCCUCUUCCACCUCUUCCUCUUCAAGCUCAUCUACAACGAGUACUGUGGGCCUGGGGCCAAGCCCCUCUUCAGGAGUAAGGAAGAUCCCAGUGUCUGAGUGAAGUCCCAUCUGCACAAGACACCCAGCACCGAAAGUCCUGCUGCACGAACAGGGGAUCCUUCGAACGCACCCACCCUUUUGUGCCUUGUUGGGGACGCCAGUGACGCAGAGUGCGUGUGGAUGUUCAGGAGUCUGCAUCGGGGAGCGGGAGGGGAGGGCCGGUGGACUUUUUGUAAGCUUUCGACUCAAUAAAAUGAACCUGUAUGGAAAAUACUUGAAAUUGAACUCACUCCUUCUGCUUUCCCCCCUUCUUCUGUCCCAGGAAACAGAGCCUCUUUUGAAAAGACCUGUCUAGGAGAAGUUGUGUUCUAUUCCUAAUUUAAUGUGUUCUUUCUUGACUGAAUUUUUAAUUUAUUGUUGUUGAGAUUUUGCCGGAUGGUUUUUGCACCCCCUUCAGACAGUGAAUCUCGGGCGGGGAUUUCCGACCUACGCCGCCCCCGGGGGGGCAUCCGGAGGCCCUGCCGCCUGCGCCUGCGCGGAGAGCGUGGGUCUCGGGUCCUCCCCGGUUUGCACAUCGUCUCUUUCUUACCAUGAGCCUGCGGAGAUCUGUGCUUUUGUACUUCUGGGCUUUAGGGGGAGGUAUUUAACUUUCUAGGGGUUGAUGAUUGUUGGGUUUUGAAAUACCAAAGCUUUCUUUUUUUGUUCUGUUUUUAAAUAAAUCUCUUUCAAACUUC
This is a messenger RNA of Neofelis nebulosa (Clouded leopard), 2758 nucleotides long. Its product is annotated as KIAA2013 ortholog. The transcript has 3 exons. The record is from RefSeq and is a predicted model, not a curated record. Bases 177 to 2081 code for a protein of 634 amino acids. NCBI's taxonomy places the organism in Eukaryota, Metazoa, Chordata, Mammalia, Carnivora, Felidae.